Brassica oleracea var. oleracea is the source of this 846-nucleotide messenger RNA. Its product is annotated as protein C2-DOMAIN ABA-RELATED 1-like. The record is from RefSeq and is a predicted model, not a curated record. NCBI's taxonomy places the organism in Eukaryota, Viridiplantae, Streptophyta, Magnoliopsida, Brassicales, Brassicaceae. Bases 94 to 600 code for a protein of 168 amino acids. The transcript has 3 exons.
CUGUCUCUCAGCCUUUAUAUAAAAUACAAAACCUCAUCACAGUUUCGUACUCACUCGAGAGUCCAAGAAAGAAGAAAGAAGAAAGAAGAAAGAAUGGAGAAUCUAUUGGGUCUUCUCAGAAUUCAUGUGAAGAGAGGUGUGAACCUCGCCAUCAGAGAUAUCGCAAGCAGCGAUCCUUACAUCGUUUUUCACUUCGGAAACAAGAAGCUGAAAACCCACGUGGUCAAACAAAGUGUAAACCCAGAGUGGAACGAUGAUUUGACUCUUUCUGUGACUGAUCCAAAUCUCCCUGUUAAACUUACGGUUUACGAUAAGGACUUGCUCUCUGCGGAUGAUAAGAUGGGAGAAGCAGAGUUUAGCAUUGCUCCAUAUCUUGAAGCCAUUAAGUUUCGCCAUAAGAUCCAAGGAGGACUUCCCCAUGGAACCAUAAUAAUGAAGAUACAGCCGAACAGACAAAACUGUCUGUCUGAAGAGAGCCACAUUGUGUGGAACCAAGGCAAGCUUGUUCAGAAUAUGUUCAUUAGGCUCCAGAACGUAGAAACCGGAGAGGUUGAGCUACAGCUCGAGUGGAUCGAUGUCCCCGGUUCAAGGGGUAUUUAAGUCACUUCAUGUCAUUCCAAUCCGAUCCUUAUCCCUUGGCAUGUAUGGUUUAAUUAGCCAUUGAAGAAUCUCAAACUGGUUAUGCAAUAAGCUCUCUUUUCUUUUGUUCCUUUGAGUCCAAAAAGUGUGCAAGUCCAUGAGGACUGACUUAGUACGUGUAACAUUUGGAUACUUAGUUAUAUUCCUCUCUCGUUUGCUUGAAUUGGCUACGAUUCAACUAAUCAAACCUCUGUGAACUGUUAAAUU